This is a messenger RNA of Mus pahari (shrew mouse), 4629 nucleotides long. RefSeq names its product family with sequence similarity 78 member B (gene Fam78b). The record is from RefSeq and is a predicted model, not a curated record. The coding region runs from base 113 to 898 and encodes 261 amino acids. The transcript is spliced from 2 exons. Lineage: Eukaryota; Metazoa; Chordata; Mammalia; Rodentia; Muridae.
UGGACCGGGAGCGAGCGGCGCGUCGCCAUGCCGGCGUGACGGGCGCCCGCGGCUGCCCGCGCCGGGCCCCCGCGCUGCCCCACGCCGCGCCGCGCCGGCGCCGGGCGGCAGGAUGGGCUGUAUCCAAAGCAUCACCUGCAAGGCGCGGAUCCGGCGCGAGAACAUCGUGGUGUACGAUGUGUGCGCCACCAUCGACCAGUGCCCCACGCGCAUCGAGGAGACCUCGCCCAUCGUCCUGCGCUACAAGACCCCUUACUUCAAAGCCUCGGCCCGUGUGGUCAUGCCCCCCAUCCCCCGCCACGAGACCUGGGUGGUGGGCUGGAUCCAGGCAUGUAACCAAAUGGAGUUCUUCAACACCUACAGCGACCUGGGCAUGUCAAGCUGGGAACUGCCUGACUUGAGGGAAGGGAGAGUAAAAGCCAUCAGUGACUCAGAUGGGGUGAGCUACCCAUGGUACGGAAACACGACAGAGACUGUGACCCUCGUUGGCCCCACCAACAAGAUCUCCAGGUUCUCCGUCAGCAUGAAUGAUAACUUCUACCCCAGCGUGACAUGGGCCGUGCCAGUGAGUGACAGCAAUGUGCCACUGCUCACAAGGAUCAAGAGGGACCAAAGUUUUACCACAUGGCUGGUGGCCAUGAACACCACCACCAAGGAGAAGAUCAUUCUGCAGACCAUCAAGUGGAGGAUGAGAGUGGACAUUGAAGUGGACCCUCUUCAGCUGUUGGGGCAGCGGGCCCGGCUAGUGGGCAGGACUCAACAGGAGCAGCCCCGGAUCCUGAGCCGGAUGGAGCCCAUCCCCCCUAACGCACUAGUGAAGCCCAAUGCCAACGAUGCCCAGGUCCUCAUGUGGAGGCCCAAGCGGGGACCACCUCUGGUUGUGAUACCUCCUAAGUAAAAGCAGACUGCCCAACUGUGUGUGGAACACAUGCCACUGAGACCCGCAGUGGGGUGACCAGGGGUGGCAGGAGCCAAACUGAGUUUCUGAGCCAAAGCAGACCCUCUUGGUGUGCCAGCCUUUGCAGCUACUUGUGAUGAGUACAGCUGUUCCUUGGGCGGUAGAACCCUAACCCUUAGGGAAAGCCCCUUCCUCUUAGGAAUAAACAAACCACUGAUUUGAUAGACUUGCUCUGAUUACCAUGCAAGUAGCCAUAUUUUGGAGCUGACCAGGAUGAUUCUUUUAUUUGAACUAUUGACCAUUUCUUUCCUGUGAGAUGCAGGGGAUGGAAAUGAAACUAAAUGGUGCCUGUGGCAGACGCUGCUUCCCAACCAAUUAGAAGCGAGAGUGCAAACAUCCACACCAGGUGUUCGUAAGACAGUCUCCUUGUGUGACUGGAGGGUGCUGGGGAAUUGGGUGAAAGAUCCUGGUUCUGGGGAGAGAGGAGGAGAAGGUGUUACUACAGGUUAAUAUCAAGUAUUAGCUGAUGGUCAGAUUGUCAACACACCCGCUGGAAUGAGAGGGACACUUAGAAAACAAAACUGUGUGUGUGUGCCCUUUGUUUCGAGGGAAAGCUGUUUAGGAACUGUCCGAGGUGCUGACAUCAGCAGCCCCCAGUGGAGACUGUCAGCUCGUAUCCACUCACUCACCUCUUUCCAAAGAGAUUGCUCAUUCUAAGUGUUGCUAGUUACGGAAUUGGAUACACAGUUCCUGUUUUCUGUGUUGCUAGUUACAGUACUGGAUACACAGUUCCUGUUUUCUGUAGUGAUUGUGGUGUUGGCUCUCUCUUGGGUUUUUAGUCACUCAAUCUGUGACUUUGUUUACAGCCACUGAUUCUUAUCAUCAGCCCUCAAUUCACAAAGAUGUAUAAGCCUCAUGUUCAUGUAGGGUUUAGGGAACGUCUCAACAAAUGAGAACAACAUUUUCAAUAUUUAGUUUCUGAAUUGUUCAGACCCAGGAAGGGCACACAUCUGUGCACGCACCCGGGUGCUCACACACCAGUCUUUGGAAGGAAUAACAACUAGUCUCACCGAUAGUGCCUGAAUAUUCAUUUAUGGCCUUUAAACACAAAUAGUACACACACUGUAUUCCCACAUAGGUUAACUUCAGCUAUACUGACAAAAAUUCAACUUCAACUGCUUGUCCAGCUGUAGAUAAGAAAUGUUCAGACUUCUUUAGUGAACGUCUGAGCCUUAAGCAAUCUUGUGUUGCUGAGAUCCAGCCAAUAAAGAUGAGAAAUGGUUUUCCUUUAGUCCAGCAGUGCAAAACUUUUGAAAGACUUUCCAGUGUUUCCAGUGGUAAGAUUCCCAACCCUUUCCACCUAAGUCACCAUUCCUCACCCCACUCCCAAAGAAGAGCUUGCUUGCCCUGUUAUUCUCAAUGGUACAGAUUGUGAGGUGCAUCAAGGAAACUUUGUUCAGAAACUCCUCGUCUAAACUGACUACAGAAUUCUCACAAUGUUUAUACUGAGUAAGUAGAUUUUUUUAAGCCUAAUUUCAGAGGUGAGAGAUUUCCAAGUCCAGAGCCAUUAUACAAAUCCUGCCAUUGACUCCAAAUAUUCCAGAAUUUGGGGACAGAAAAUGUAAGCCAAUAGGCUUUCUCAUUACUCUUGUUUCCCAUGCACUGUAGUCUAAUUCCCUUCAUGCUCUGAUCCCAGAGGAUGCUACUCAGAAUAAUAUAGCACUAACUUCACAUUCCAACCAUUGGCUUCUCUCACCUGGAUUAGUUACCAAUGGCAAGUUAUUUAUAGCAACACAUCAAUGGCUCAUUGGUGACAUCGGUGAGUGGCAAAAACUCUAGAAAUAAUUCAGCUCUUAGUUUUUGGAUUUCCCACGCUUCCCUACUUUUUAAUGGCAGCUGACCUCAGAGACCUACAGAUUGAAGAGCAAAGUUGCUUAUUUUCCAUGCUAACAUCAGAAGCAGCAAUCUCUCCCUCGUAUUGAAUCAGAUGCCACUUUUAUGAGAUUUGGGUCAAUGGAUGCUGAUCUUGGAAUCUAAGCCGUGUAGCCCCACUUUAAGAAAAUCUGAUUUUUUUUUUUUUACAUCUAAAAUUGUAAGAACAGAUGAAUACAUUUAUAUUAAAGAAAAUCUAUGCAAGGUUUCAGUCUUUAAAUGUUCCUAGCACAUUAAGAUAUGACUCACACACUUAUAUUUACAUAUAAUACAGCUUUUCAAAGCCUUGUCUAUAGUUAAGAGCAAGGUGCAAUAUGCUUACCUAGACUUAUUCCUCCUUAAAAAGAAUCAGUUCAGAUUUUUAAAAUAAAUUACUCCAAGGCAGUUUCCUGGGGAAUGAUGUAAUAAAAAUUGAGGGAAAAAAUGUAUGAGAAGGGACUCCUAAAAGCUAAAUGCACUAUGCAAAUGUGCUUUACCAUUGUUGUGUGUCUCUUCUGCAAACCCUACCAUUGGGUCUCUCACUUCUGAAAUCAAUCUGGCAGAACACUCAGUUACCCAAUAGCCAAUUAAUGUUAAAAUUAUCACUGUUUUACAAGGAGAUGUCCCCUUUUCUCGCUAUCUGUGGAUCAUUGACUUUUAGCUUAGUCAGGACAUUGCCAAGCAAAAGGGAUCUCUUACAGGACAGAAUUAACCUUGAGAUAUCUGGUGGGAAGAUUAACCUGUAUUCCCUUGAGAAUGCAUGAUCUGACAGCAGGCAACAUCAGUUUCAAAGGGGCUCAUUUUGAGCCUUUGGUAUUAGUUGGGUUGUCUCCAGACUAUAUUUGGAUUCCAUUUAUGUACAUGGUUGCUUAGUGGUAUAAGGUUUUAAAUUCCUGUAUUUGAAAGAGCCUUCCACCAGAUCUUAAGUUCUAAAAUGAGGUCACCUUUGAGAUCUUCCAGUCUAUGAUCUCCAAGGAAAUUGAGGCCCAUUUAAAUUAGGUCAUCUAUUCAGGAUCACAUAUCUAAUCAGCACAUGGCAAGAAAAGGCCUGAGUCUUCCAGAUCUCGGCUUACAGUACAGCUACACUACCUGGGACCUGAGGUCCUCCCUUGUUUCCAGCCAGAAACAUUGUCAUUGUCCUGGAAUCAUUCACCCGCAAAUCAAUUAACCUAGAAAUGAAAAACAAUUGAGUCCAGAACCCUUUUGUUAUGAUGUCAAAAACAAUGACUAUUUCACACUGCUUUCUAUCUGUGACAGCUGUUUUGAUAUUGAACCCUUGAUCUUUGUUCUCUGCUGCAUGCAUACCACAUCCUCACAUCAUUGCUACGGCCCACAAUACAUGGGAGGCUGGAGGCAAGUCCCCUUUCUGCCAUCCAUCCAAGGAAUCAUUUUGGAUCCUCCUCCAUCACUCCCCCCAACGAAUACCUCAAAGGCCAAAGUCAUGGUCUAGGAAACAAUUCUGCAUAGUAAAAUAAAACAGCAAUGAUUCACAAAAGAUUUUACAAAAGGCUUCCACAUGCAUUUUCUCGUCCACGGGUAAUCGUAUUAAGAAGUGUCGUAUAGUGAUGGUUGUGGUGUUAUUGUCUCCAUUUUACAAAUAGCAAAUCGAGACCAAAGAGGUUAAAUGGAAUAUCCACAGGCACACAGGCAGAAAAAAUGCCAAGAGCCAGGAUUCAAACUGGGCCUUUUGGCUUAAACCCUCAUGUUCUUCCUCUGUAUCAUGCUGGCCCUUAGUUUACCUCUUAGCACAAAAGAGAAGAAAAGGAGGAGAACAAGUCACUGUCACCUGGCACAAUCCUGUAGUCCUCCCCUGCCUACCA